This is a messenger RNA of Perca fluviatilis (European perch), 2413 nucleotides long. RefSeq names its product MANSC domain containing 1 (gene mansc1). The transcript is spliced from 5 exons. The coding region runs from base 634 to 2232 and encodes 532 amino acids. Lineage: Eukaryota; Metazoa; Chordata; Actinopteri; Perciformes; Percidae. The record is from RefSeq and is a predicted model, not a curated record.
UUUCUUUGAAGCCUAUUAUUAGUGAUAAUAAAACAGUGUGUUGCACACAGAUUUUGGGAUGCAGCCUCCAUCUCUCCCCCCCUCCUCCCCCCCUCCCUUUCAGAGGACAAAGACUAAAAUGGGUCAGACUCUGGAGAGAAGCAGAUCUUCCGCACCAGCCAUCAUGUAAUGUAGUUCAUCAGCCUGGAGAGAGACACGAGAUGCUGCUGCUGACAGGAUUUAUGGCUCUUUUCUAACAACAGAUCCAACAUGUCGCCUGCAGCCCGCAGACACGAUUUCACCCUCUUUAUUUAACGGAGACGGAGACACGUAUAUUAUUGAACAUUUAAAAAAGACAAAAACACGGUUUCUUUUAGGGGGGUGGGGGGAUUUCGGAAUCGUGGCAGCAGUUAUUUUAAUCAUGUCCUCUCGGGAUGGAGGAAGCAUUUUGCUCGCUUACUGGGACUGAACUGGUGUGAUUUUUAGGAUCUUUUUCAGUUCCAGUUUCCAGACACCGACUCAUCCGGCUGCUGCUGCCCGACGGAGGGGUGAUGGAUGCGGCGCCGAGUUAAUCUGAUUCCUCGGUGAAGAUACAGGAGACGGGGUAAAGUCCGGCUCUGUGGACUCUGGACACUAAGAUCCAGCCAGCAUCUGAUGGAGGACGCCUCACACUGUCGGCCCGAGCACCGUUGUGGAUCUCUGCUCUCUGCUGUGGACUCUGAAGCCGCUCCGAUCACAUACCGCAGAUCUGCCGUCACCAUGACUCCCCCAGCGCCGUCACGGACGCUCCGGCCGCCCGGCGCCACCACGCUGGUAACGCUAACGCUGCUGCUGCUGAUGACGUCACUUCCCAUGUCAGCUGCCGUGGAACCGGAGACGUGUUUCUCCAGACAACACCAGAGCGCCAUCGUGAACGUCAGACAGGCGCUGACCAAGCCGACCACAGCCAUGGACGCCAGGGUGGUGCGGUCGGAGCGGGACUGCGUCCUCGCCUGCUGCUCAGAGGAAGUCAAACCAGGCGCCAAGUGCAACAUGGCGGUGUUCAACGGCAACAAACACGCCGGCGAGGAUAACUGCUUCCUGUUCCACUGUCAGACGGAGCAGGACUGUCCGCUGAUGAAGGCUCAGGACGCCAUCAACACCUACGACAUCUACAAAGGUUUGAUUCAUCCGACCACGGUGAGACCUGUCGCCACGACGACGACCACCACCAUGGAGCCAACCUCCACCGACACACCGACCACAACCACGCCAACAACCACGCCAACAACCACGCCAACACAACCCACCACCACCACAACCACCGCACAAAUCACAACAACCACCACCACGGCCACGACCACCACCGUGAGUACGCAGGCUCCCGCCACAACAACAGCUCCACCACCCAUCAUCAUCAUCGCCACGAUGCCUCCGGUAACAACCGCACCCACAACCACAACCACAACAACGACAACAACAGCACCCAUAACAACCACAAUCACAACAACAACAUCAACCACGGCAACGACGACAACAACAACCCUGAAAAAGCCCAACAAAGCCACCAGAAAGCAAAAUAAAUCUCCCAAGAAAGUGAAGCCUCAUCCUGUCGUUGCCGCCACCACAUCACUUCCUGUGGUAACCGCUGGCAACAAGGCUGCAUUGAGAACUACUGACCCACCACAGCCAACCACAACAACAACAACAAGAACUACAACUGUCUCUACAACAAGAACUACAACUCCCUCUACAACGAGAACUACAAGUCCCUCUACAACAAGAACUACAACUCCCUCUACAACAAGAACUACAACUCCCUCUACAACUACAACUCCCUCUACAACAAGAACUACAACUCCCUCUACAACAAGAACUACAACUACAACUACAACUCCCUCUACAACAAGAACUACAACUCCCUCUACAACAACUUCAACAACUACAGCAACAACGACAAAGCCUCCCACCUCUACUCCUUUUCUGCCGAUCACUGAUUGGUCCACGGUGACUCCGGCGGCCACGCUGCUCAUCGUCCCCAAAGGCGCCGAGCAGUCGGAGCUCCCGCUGCAGAACUUGAGCGCUGGCCGCGGCGUGGGGGAAGGGGCCACGGCAACGCGGGGAGCGCUAAAAACCGGCAUGGUGGUGUUUAUGGUUCUCGGGCUCGCCGUGCUCACGCUGGCUCUGGCCGCCGCCGGCCGCAAGGCCAUGGAGUCCUUCGACAGACGCCAUUACACGAGACUGGAGCUCAACGAUCUGCACUACGAGGUGUGAGGACGCGGCACGGCACGGGUGGGAGGUCGGUUUCUAAGACGGAGAAACGGAAAAACUUAAAACAAGUUAAAGGUGCUGUAGGUAGGAUUGUGAAGAUCCAGGACUUAGUCCCAAAAAUGUAACAUUGACAACUUCUCAGUCCCUCCCCCUACUUUCUGCUAAAGCCCAAAACGGUCUCCUA